AUGGCGAUACGUUUUCAGCUUCUUCUUAUUCCUCUCUUCUCAGCUAUUCUUCUUCUUGCCGUCGCCGUUACGGUAUCCGAAGGGUACUCCACGACGACGCCGUUUCAAGGACAUAAGCCGGAGAAACUCACCCACCUCCAUUUCUACUUCCAUGACGUCAUCACCGGUGACAAACCCACCGCCAUAAGAGUCGCCGCGCCCCCAGGAACAAACUCCUCCUCUGUUUCAUUCGGUGUGGUUAUGGUCGCCGACGACCCGUUGACUGAGGGAGCCGAGCCGACCUCGAAGGAAGUCGGGAGAGCUCAGGGGAUGUAUACAUCGACGGACAUGGACAUCAUAAGCUUCACAAUGGUCUUUAACUUUGUGUUCACGGAAGGAGAGUUUAAAGGCAGCACCGUCGCGAUGUAUGGACGGAAUCCGAUCAUGUCUAAGGUGAGAGAGAUGCCGAUCAUCGGAGGUACCGGUGCGUUCAGGUUCGCUAGAGGCUAUGCACAGGCCAAGACUUAUAAGCUUGUUGGUUUAGAUGCUGUGGUCGAGUACGAUGUUUUCAUUUGGCAUUAA
This is a messenger RNA of Microthlaspi erraticum, 561 nucleotides long. Lineage: Eukaryota; Viridiplantae; Streptophyta; Magnoliopsida; Brassicales; Brassicaceae. The record is from the annotation of a GenBank genome assembly.